AUGAGCCAGGCCGGCGGCGGAAUUGAGCACGCCAGCCAAAAGCACGAGGGCAACAGCCACCCAACGCCCGACCGGCAUGUUGCAAAGUAUCUGUUUGGAGGGGGCAACGUGGUCCUGAUGAGCGAUAUAAAGCGAGCUGGGUGUCUUGCUUACCACGUAAGCGAAAUCACGCCAUUCGAAGCGCAAGGGUGUGUGUGUGGCAACACACCCGAUGAGGGCAAUGGCAAGCUUGCCUGCAGAUCGUUCAAGGCGCCAGGUUGUGACUGCGUUCGCCUGCUGGUGGAAUCAGGGCGUCAAACCGAUCGCCGACCCCUCCUUGCUUGUGAACGAACACCCAGUCCUUUUCUGGACGACGCCAUCGAAAACACACACACGCGCGCACUAUCCCACUCUACAACACACAGCCCCGUCACCAGUCCCCACAAAACAAACGAGAGAGUGUGUGUGUGUCUGCAAAACACAAACAUCUGCUUUUGUGUGUGUGUGUGCUCUAUCUCUCACUCACAAGCUCUCUCUCUCACUCACAAGCUCUCUCUCUCUCUCUCUCUCUCUCUCUCUCUCUCUCUCUCUCUCUGUCUCUAUCUCUCACUCACAAGCUCUCUCUCUCACUCACAAGCUCUCUCUCUCUCUCUCUCUCUCUUCUCUCUCUGUCUCUAUCUCUCACUCACAAGCUCUCUCUCUCUCUCUCUCUCUCUCUCUCGCUCUCUUCUCUGGCUCGCUCUCUGCUCUCUUUUUCGUCUUCAGUGA
Molecule: messenger RNA, 747 nt
Organism: Monosiga brevicollis MX1
Lineage: Eukaryota; Choanoflagellata; Craspedida; Salpingoecidae
Exons: 6
Coding region: 1-747 (248 amino acids)
Source: RefSeq, a predicted model, not a curated record